CGAAGUCAAAUCAUCAGUUUCUUCUGUUUACAUCUGUCGUCGCUUUAUUGAUAAUGGCGUGCCCCUAUGUUGAUGACGUCUUGCGAAACUACAAAAUAGUUGAAGUCUUGGGGUCUGGAGAAUACGGCACAGCGUUUGCUUGCGUAGAUGCGGAUUCGCGUCACUCAACAUUGGCGCUGAAAGCUUCAAAUCUGGAAACAAUUUUCUGCGAAAACUGCUUUAAGCUGGAGAGAACAGUUCUUCAGCGGAUUUCAACUCUGGGUACAAACGAAAAGUCGCGAUUCCCAACUUUAGUCGAUAAUUUCGUCGUUGACUCCACUCUCGGAUGCCUUGUAAUGACUAAAGAGGGAGAUUCACUGGGAGAUGUUUGUAAGCGCAACGAUCCAAAGAAAUUUUCUCCGACCAAUGUUUUGAAAAUCAUGCUUUCCGUUGGUAAAUCUCUUCAAACUAUUCAUUCUCUUGGAUAUAUCCAUCGUGAUAUUCACUGGAAUAAUGUUUUAUUUGCCAAGACAAUCACACCGGCUUCCCCAUGCAAAUUGAUUGAUUAUGGGGUUGGAAAGAAAUUUCGUAAUCGUCGUGGAAAUUACGUGAAGAAUCGUCCUCAGCGAGAUGUCAAUUUUAAAGAAUGCGGUCACGUGUCUUGGAAUGUAAUGAUGGGAGGUGUGCCGAACUUGAAGGAUGACUUUUCUAGUUUGAUGUUUCUUGGAUUGAAAAUCAGUGGAAUUAGUAGUCUCGAAAUUGGCUCUGUCAGUGAAGUCCGCCAUCAGAAAAUGAUCUUUGAGCUUGACCCAUCUCGGUUUCUUCGUAGUGUUCCAUGGCUUUUGAAGGUGGCUUGUGUGAUCGUUGACAGUGAUGCAGAGAAGUUCAAUUACGCUGGAGUCUUUAACGCAAUCAAACAGGGAUUUCCAUUUGAUGAGGAGGAAAUCAUCAAUCAUUCUUACUUGCAAGGUUCUCUCAAAGUCUACUAGAAGAUAGCAAAAUUUGGUCCUAUUUGUGUGUAUUUGUGCGAUUAGAUGAUUUAUGAUUUUAUGAAAGAAAUGUCAGAUGA
Messenger RNA from Caenorhabditis elegans, 1048 nucleotides. It is a transcript of the gene K08H2.5, whose product is annotated as Protein kinase domain-containing protein. NCBI's taxonomy places the organism in Eukaryota, Metazoa, Nematoda, Chromadorea, Rhabditida, Rhabditidae. The coding region runs from base 54 to 968 and encodes 304 amino acids. Gene Ontology annotation, molecular function: ATP binding; nucleotide binding. The record is from RefSeq and is marked reviewed. The transcript is spliced from 5 exons.